GCAGUGCUGUCUCAUUUUCUCUCUGUCUCACGCCCUCUCUCUCUCUCUCUGUCUCUCUCUGUGAAGGAAGGGGAGGGAUCUGCCUGCUUUCAAUCAAUAACUUGUGGAAUUCGGCAAUACAAGCAGGUGUUUGGACCCAUUUUGCUUUCACUUGUCUGUACAUGGGUGAGGUAAACAUGGCUGAACCCAUGUCCCCGGAUUACUUCAGCUGCCACCUUUGUACGAGUCUCCUGAGAGACCCGGUGGCUAUACCCUGUGGGCACAGCUUUUGCAUGGACUGUAUCAGUGGCUACUGGAAUGAAGCAGACUACACUGGGAUCUACAUCUGCCCCCAGUGCAGGAUCACUUUUACCCAAAGACCAGUGCUCAGGCCGAACGCGACACUCAGCAAGGUCGCUGAGAAGAUUAAGAAGACUGGCCUGAACCUUAACCUGGUGCCUCCGAGCAAUGGGAGCUAUGCCGGCCCCUCGGACGUCCCGUGUGACUUCUGCUUGGGCAAAAAGUUAAAGGCGGUGAAGUCGUGCCUGAACUGCCUGGCUUCGUACUGCGAGAAGCACCUGAAGCCGCACUAUGAAUCGGCCACAUUCAAGAGGCACAAGCUGGUAGACGAACUAGGGAACUUGGAUAGAAAGAUCUGCCCACAGCACCAGAAGAGUCUGGAGCUGUUCUGCCGCACCGACCAGAUGUGUAUCUGUGCCAUCUGUACUGUCAGCGAACACAGGGGUCAUGAUAUUGUCUCGGCUGAGGCAGAAAGAGGUGAAAAACAGAAACUUCUUGGAGUGUCCCAAGCUGAGAUUAAACAAAAAUGCCAGAUGAGGACCAAAGAACUGGAGGAACUCAAGACGGCCGUCGAUUCAUUAAAGAGCUCGGCUCAAAGGGCCAUGGUUGAGAGCAAAAAGAUGUUCGACGAGAUGAUCACUUCCAUUGAGAGAAUGAGGGCAGAAGUCACCAAGCUCAUAAACAUUAACGAGAAGGCUGCGUUCAGCCAGGCCGAAGGGCUGAUGGAGCGCCUUGAACAGGAGAUUGAGGAGCUCAAGAAGAAAGAGACGGGACUGAAGCAACUUUACAGCACUGAGGACCACAUCCAUUUCUUACAGAAUUUCAACUAUCUCUGCACCCCGACUGAUGAUGGCUUCAUUCCCAAAGUAUCUCUGAACCCGGAUUUUUCAUUCAGUGCCGCCAGGAAAGCUGUAGCUGAAAUCAAAGAGAGACUCGAAGAACUGGGCAGAGAGGAACUCGUGAAGAUCUCAAAAUCAGUGAACGAAGUGCCUGUUUACACCCUGGAGAAUCGUUCUGUCCGGGAGAAAAGCAGCCGAGUCAAAGAUGUUCUUGCAGUAGACAGCGCUCCUCCUUCACAACCCAGAAGCAGGUCAGAAUUCCUGAAAUAUUUCUGUCAGCUCCGACUCGACCCCAACUCGGCCUACAAAGAGCUCUACUUAUCCGAAGGUAACCGGAAGGUAACUCGAACCCGCAAUCCACAGGCCUACUCUGACAGCCCUGAGCGUUUCGAUAGCUUCGCCCAGGUCCUGUGUCGCGAGGCUCUGUCUGGUGGCCGCUUCUACUGGGAGAUCGAAUGGAACGGAGAAUUCUCUGUCGGAGUGGCCUACCGAGGCAUAAGCCGCAAGGGCAAGGGUUCCCUCUGUCUGCUGGGGUACAACGAUAAAUCCUGGAGUCUCCUGUGUUCUGAUUCGGGCUAUUCCGCCUGGCAUGACCGGGUGGACAAAACCAUUAACGCGCCUCACUCUCCGAGAAUAGGGGUGUACCUAGACCACAGCGCAGGGCUGCUGUCCUUCUACAGCAUCGGUGAGACCAUGACCUGCCUUCAUCGCUUUGAGACCACCUUCGACGAGCCUCUGUAUGCCGGGUUUGGAGUUGGAACUUCGGUUAAGAUCUGCCAACUGAAAUGAACACUUUAAAGAUUUAAGGAGAUUUGUUUUCUCUUAAAAAAAAUUUUUUUUUUUUUAAUCCAGCAUGAAGGAGAGAAUAUUUUUAGUUUUUCACUAUUUGAGACUUUUAUACACAGUAUCUUAUGUUUUAUGUCAUUUUUAGUUAUCAAUAAAGCCAUUGCGGUUGCUUUGCGAAUAAAUAAUUACUUAAAAUUCACAGUCACAAAUACCAGUAGUGAACAAAAACACUAGUCUGACACCCCAUGUACCUUUUUGUUGUAAAUAUUGUUUUAAAUACUAAACCUUGUAUUUCUUCAGCCACCAAGUAUCAUUGUCAUUUUUGUCAUAAGAAGCUAUGAUUCAUCAACAAUGAUAUUUCAAUUAAAGUUUUUACUAACUUUUAAAA
Trichomycterus rosablanca is the source of this 2292-nucleotide messenger RNA. RefSeq names its product finTRIM family, member 82 (gene ftr82). Lineage: Eukaryota; Metazoa; Chordata; Actinopteri; Siluriformes; Trichomycteridae. The record is from RefSeq and is a predicted model, not a curated record. Gene Ontology annotation, molecular function: zinc ion binding; protein binding. The coding region runs from base 162 to 1907 and encodes 581 amino acids. The transcript is spliced from 8 exons.